GCACCAGUCAAAGCGCAGGACCUGCAUUGACAUCCGGUUUUAAGGUUAUAGCGAGGUGGAUUGCACAACACGAAAAAUCGCUCUGCUGGCGUCGAGGAACCCGAGCAUCAGGGAGAUGCGCGUUGAUUUGUUGGCCGCGGGCUCCGACCAACGGGACAAAAGUUUCGAUAGACGAUCAUUGCAGUUUGGGUGGAGGCCUCUGCAAGAGAUGCCUAAAGGACCUAAAUUCAGAACAGGGCUAUACGGGAAUACGACAGUAAUCUCAACAACGGGAAUCAAUGUCAACGUGGGAUUCUGGUGAUUGCGGAUGGCGCGUCGAUUCCUUGUUGUUGGCAGUUGAUCCUGGCAAGAUGGCGGUGGCGGUCACGGAUGGCGGGCUGGUAUCUGACCUUGUAAUCGAGAGGCCAAGGA
Molecule: messenger RNA, 411 nt
Organism: Ilyonectria robusta
Lineage: Eukaryota; Fungi; Ascomycota; Sordariomycetes; Hypocreales; Nectriaceae
Exons: 1
Coding region: 116-301 (61 amino acids)
Source: RefSeq, a predicted model, not a curated record